This is a messenger RNA of Rhododendron vialii, 827 nucleotides long. Its product is annotated as thioredoxin H4-like. The record is from RefSeq and is a predicted model, not a curated record. The transcript has 3 exons. Lineage: Eukaryota; Viridiplantae; Streptophyta; Magnoliopsida; Ericales; Ericaceae. The coding region runs from base 92 to 577 and encodes 161 amino acids.
UAUAAAUUCAACACAAAUAAUACCUCUCAAAGAUCAUAGGUAAGUGAUCAGAAAGCAUAGCUAAGCCUCUGAAAGCUAUAGUUGUGAUACAAUGUUCAGGCAUCUGACUCAAAGCCAUUGGGCAAACGCCCGCUUCUUUGACUCUCACUCUCCUUCCAAGGGGGGAAGAAGAAUAGGAACCGAAAUCCCUGCAAUUCAACAAGAGAGUGGACCAUCUUCUGCGAAAACUACCCCAAAGAAAACUUCCCAGGUUCUCGAGUUCCAUUCCUCAAACAAAUGGAAGGCUCAUUUCGAAGCAUCCAAAGCAAAUGCAAAACUGAUGGUUAUAGACUUCACCGCUACAUGGUGCGUACCUUGUCGAUCCAUGGAGCCGGUCAUUAACGAGUUUGCUGCCAAAUACACAGAUGCUGAGUUCAUGAAGAUUGAUGUGGAUGAGUUGAUGGGUGUGGCUCAGGAAUUCGGAGUGCAAACAAUGCCAACAUUUGUACUGAUAAAGAAAGGGCGAGUUAUUGAUAAGGUAACUGGGGUGAGAAAGGAAGAGCUGCAGAAGAAGAUUGAGAAACACAGGACCAACUAAAUGAAUUACGAACGAUGCUCAGUGCAUUGCUUUAGCGCAUCAGAGCAAGAGAAUAAGCUAACAGAAGCACAGGAGACUGCCAAUGUGCUUUAAACUCCUGUAUUAGUAGACCUAAAAUAAGAUGGCCUCUCUGCUUGAUUAUGUACCGAGUUAUCCCUUGAGAAAAAGACGGAUACUUUGUACAACCACCUGAAUUGUGAAGAACAGUCCCUAAGGAAUAAAGAAAGCGGGAAACGGUACAUUUUGUGAA